Molecule: messenger RNA, 1215 nt
Organism: Copidosoma floridanum
Lineage: Eukaryota; Metazoa; Arthropoda; Insecta; Hymenoptera; Encyrtidae
Gene: Eif4g
Product: eukaryotic translation initiation factor 4 gamma
Cellular component (GO): eukaryotic translation initiation factor 4F complex
Molecular function (GO): mRNA binding; translation initiation factor activity; protein binding
Source: RefSeq, a predicted model, not a curated record
AUGGUUUUCUACCAACAACAUAACGCCCAAAUAAAUGUAAGAGGAAAUACUACUGCCGUUGGAAAUAACAACCAACACGUACCAACUUCAUUAAAUAAUGCUCAAACAUCUGCACUAGUAUCGCAGAACAGUCUUCAACAUCCACAACAAUCUCAACAAUCACAAACAAUACAUGCCAUCAGCAUGCCAAUUUCUCAAGCUGAUAUGUAUUCGAGUUUCAAUACUGGAAAUUCUAAUGCGUCAGCGCGUUUAACCAAGAAAAUAAGGACAAAAGCUAUAACAGACAUAGUAAAUCCUGUCACUGGCAGAAACAUAAGUGAUGAAAUUUACAAAGAUGAUUCAAAUAUACCUGGCGGAGAUUUAUUGAAUAGUGGAGGUUUACACGCAAUGGAUUGUAAUGCUGAAGUAGUGGCAGAUUUUGCAGCUAGAGUUGCUAAAUUAGCAUCAGAAUCUCCAAAAACAUCACCAGUUAUGGAUAUACAGGAUUCAACCGUUUCUACGAUUACGGUUCCAAAUACAUUCGAUUUUCCAACCUCAAAAACUGAUUUCAAAAUGCACAAAACUACAGAAAACAAUAACUCUGUACCUAAGAAGAACGAAAACGAUUCUCUCAAGUUGUACGAAGGAAUUUCCUGUGAUAAAGAAGCGUUAUGUACAACUGCAGGCAGUUCUAAAGGUUCCUAUGAAUAUUUGGCCUUGAAUGCAGCACAGCGGGACUUAAUUACGCCAACUGGUCCAUCUACUAGUAGUCAGGACAUAAAACCGCUCAAACCAGAAGAGAAAGUCCUUACCGGUACUCAAGAAAUCAUAACCACUGUUGAUAAAAAUGUUGAACUUUUGUCAGUUGACUCGACGUUCUGCAUGAAGGAUGAGUUUAGUAUGAUUGAUUGCAUAGUAGAUAAACGUGUAGUUACCUCACAUAAGCAAAUGAAUAUCGUGGAAACUAAUGACAAUGCUAACAGUGAACCUGAUGAUAAAAAUUUUGUUGCUAAUGUUUCAAAAGAUGAAAUUUUACUCAAGUCUGUUGAAGUUGGUGGCUUAUCAAAAAUCUGUAUUCCAUUGAAAUAUAGGUACUCUAGAUUGGAUCAUGAGCUUCCUUUGAAAAAAAGGAUUGCAAUCGAUAGUAGUAAAAAUAAAGAUAAUGAUUAUGGUGGUGGUAAUAAUGAUGCGAAUGGAGAAAGUAAGGGUGAGUAUCUAGUUUUAGUUGGUAGUUAA